UCAGGAAAAACUACCUUCAUCUCUUCUACUUAACUCAUCCACUUCAUCUGUAUGUUGCCAUACAAAGGUAUAUUCACUCCUUUACACACACACAAAUAGAGAGAGAGAGAGAGAGAUGGAACGAGAAGGAACUAAGCAAGUGCUUAAGAAAGGUCCAUGGAAUCCAGAAGAAGAUUUGCUCCUUACGAGAUACAUAGAGACCCAUGGAGAGGGGAAGUGGGCGAUUGUUUCCAAGAGAUCAGGCUUGAUGAGGGAAGGGAAGAGCUGCAGACUGAGAUGGAAAAACUACCUCAGACCGAACCUCAAACGCGGAGGGAUGUCAGAGGAGGAAGAGGACCUUAUCAUCCGAAUGCAUAAGCUUCUGGGCAAUCGGUGGUCACUGAUUGCAGGUAGGCUCCCUGGUCGAACUGACAAUGAAAUAAAGAAUUACUGGAACACCCAUCUCAUCAAGAGGUAUCCGCAAUGCAAAAGAGUGGAUCAAUCCAACUCAAAGAGGAGAAAGCUCUCUCAUUCAACCAAUGAUCGACCCAUUUGCAGCGGAACUACUCACAGUACUACAAAGAAAUCUGACGACGAAGGUGGUAAAAAUUCAACAACUGUCCCCAAUGACACCAAGAGUGGCAAUCACGACGUAGAAUCUCAUCAUCUCUCAGCGUACCAAGGUACAUUCUUCGAGGACGCUUUCCUUCCGCCACUGGACUCUGUUGUUUUGUUCGAUUCAUUUGGAUGUAGCUCUGAGUCAUCUUGGACCGAAUUUCAUUUCUACUUUCCGGAGGAAAUGUACCCAGUCCUACCAUAGUCAGCUUGUUUAGUGAUGUAGCUCUCGUAAUAAUCUACCUCUAUUGCAACUGUUAUCGUCCACUCCACUCUUUUCAGGCUAAUUGUAAUCAUCUAUGAACAUAGUUAUUAUG
Nelumbo nucifera (sacred lotus) is the source of this 911-nucleotide messenger RNA. Its product is annotated as transcription factor MYB114-like. The record is from RefSeq and is a predicted model, not a curated record. NCBI's taxonomy places the organism in Eukaryota, Viridiplantae, Streptophyta, Magnoliopsida, Proteales, Nelumbonaceae.